Messenger RNA from Mirounga angustirostris (Northern elephant seal), 2926 nucleotides. RefSeq names its product carnitine O-acetyltransferase (gene CRAT). Bases 412 to 2292 code for a protein of 626 amino acids. Gene Ontology annotation, molecular function: carnitine O-acetyltransferase activity. The transcript is spliced from 15 exons. Gene Ontology annotation, biological process: carnitine metabolic process, CoA-linked. The record is from RefSeq and is a predicted model, not a curated record. Gene Ontology annotation, cellular component: peroxisome. Lineage: Eukaryota; Metazoa; Chordata; Mammalia; Carnivora; Phocidae.
CGGCCAGCCCCGCCCCGCGCUCGCGGCUAGCCGCCCGGGCGCGCAACCGGUUGGUGGCCCCGCCCCAAGAACCCUCCUCCCGGGGGCCCCCAGCCCGCCGCCCGCCCGGCCCGGUGGGUGGGCGCCGGGCCGCCUCCGGCGGUGACUCUGCAACCUUGGCCCGGAGACUCUAGCGGGGACCCACCGACGGCGGCGGAGGCGGAGGCAACGGCGGGGACUUUGCCCAGUGCGGCGGACGGAGCGGACUGUGUGUCCGCGGGCGGGCCCCAGAGAUGUUGGCUUUCGCGGUCAGGACCGUGCCCAGGCAAGUGGCUGUCUCUUGCUAGGUUCUGCUCGCCCACUGGGUAGCACAGUUAGGCUUAGAGGCCCAGCCCAAGGCAGAAAGACAGGGCUCAGAACCUCAGUCCUGCCAUGGAGGACGGGCAGCAGAAAGAGAAGGUGAAGCCACUGGGCUUCCUCAGGCCCUCCUCCUUGAUGAAUGUCUCCAGCCGCUUCAAGGCCCACCAGGAUUCGCUGCCCCGGUUGCCCGUGCCCGCGCUCCGCCAGUCCCUGGACCGCUACCUCAAGGCGCUGCAGCCCAUCGUGAGCGAGGAGGAGUGGGCCCAGACCAAGCAGCUGGUGGAAGAGUUUCAGACCGCAGGGGGUGUAGGGGAGCGCCUGCAGAAGGGGCUGGAGCGCAGGGCCAGGAAGACGGAGAACUGGCUGUCCGAAUGGUGGCUCAAAACAGCCUACCUCCAGUACCGCCAGCCCCUGGUCAUCUACUCCAGCCCUGGUGUGGCCCUGCCCAAACAGGACUUUGUGGACCUGCAGGGACAGCUCCGGUUCGCUGCCAAAUUCAUCGAGGGCGUGUUGGAUUUCAAGGCCAUGGUUGACAACGAAACCCUGCCCGUGGAGUACCUGGGGGGGAAGCCGCUGUGCAUGAACCAGUACUAUCAGAUCCUGUCCUCCUGCCGCGUGCCAGGCCCCAAGCAGGACACGGUCAUCAGCUUCAGCAAGACCAAGAAGCCGCCCAUGCACAUCACUGUGGUGCACAACUACCAAUUUUUUGAGCUGGACGUGUACCACAGCGAUGGGACACCCCUGACAUCAGAUCAGAUCUUCGUGCAACUGGAGAAGAUCUGGAACUCGUCGCUGCAAACCAACAAAGAGCCCGUGGGCAUUCUCACCUCCAACCACCGCAACUCCUGGGCCAAGGCGUACAACACCCUCAUCAAAGACAAGGUGAACCGGGAAUCAGUACGCUCCAUCCAGAAGAGCAUCUUCACCUUGUGCCUGGACGCCCCCAUGCCCCGGGUCUCGGACGAUGUGUACCGCAGCCACGUGGCCGGCCAGAUGCUGCACGGGGGCGGGGGCAAGCUUAACAGCGGCAAUCGCUGGUUCGACAAGACGCUGCAGUUCAUCGUGGCAGAAGAUGGCUCCUGUGGGCUUGUUUAUGAGCAUGCAGCAGCAGAGGGCCCCCCCAUCAUUGCCCUUGUGGACCACGUCAUCGAGUUCACGAAGAAGCCCGAGCUUGUGCGGUCCCCCAUGGUGCCCCUGCCCAUGCCCAAGAAGCUGCGGUUCAACAUCACCCCCGAGAUCAAGAGUGACAUUGAAAAGGCCAGGCAGAAUCUCAGCAUCAUGAUCCAGGACCUGGACAUCAUGGUGAUGGUGUUCCACCACUUUGGAAAAGACUUCCCCAAGGCGGAGAAGCUGAGCCCCGAUGCCUUUGUCCAGAUGGCCCUACAGCUGGCCUACUACCGGAUUUACAAACAGGCGUGCGCCACGUACGAGAGUGCCUCCCUGCGCAUGUUUCACCUGGGCCGCACCGACACCAUCCGCUCUGCCUCCGUGGACUCGUUGGCCUUCGUCAAAGCCAUGGAUGACCCCAACGUGUCGGAGCACCAGAAGGUGGAGCUGCUGCGGAAGGCCGUGCAAGCCCACCGAGCCUACGCCGACCAGGCCAUCCGCGGGGAGGCCUUCGACCGGCACCUGCUGGGCCUGAAGCUGCAGGCCAUUGAGGACCUGGUGAGCAUGCCCGACAUCUUUAUGGACACCUCCUACGCCGUCGCUAUGCACUUCAACCUCUCCACCAGCCAGGUCCCUGCCAAGACAGACUGUGUCAUGUUCUUUGGGCCCGUGGUCCCAGAUGGCUAUGGCGUUUGCUAUAACCCCAUGGAGGCGCACAUCAACUUCUCCGUGUCGGCCUACAACAGCUGUGCCGAGACCAACGCAGCCCGCCUGGCGCACUACCUGGAGAAGGCACUCCUGGACAUGCGCGCACUGCUGCAGAACCACCCUCGGGCCAAGCUGUGAGCCCCCUGUGCUCAGGCCUGCCGGCGCCACAGCCACGCCCACCAACGUUCCGCUCCUUUGCUCCCUCCCCACCGGACCCUGCAGAUCUGACUAAUGCAGGGCCUGCAGGCCUGAGCCAGGGCCUUCCAUGGGGUCAUCCCCAGCAUUUGCUGGGCCCAGGUCCUGGGCUGAGUUCAGAGGCUGAGUAGGACGGAAGGCCCUGGCGCCCAGCGCGUCACCCAUGAGCCCACCUCCAGGGGAAGGAGCCCAAAGAGCCCGUCCCUCGCUAGGGCAGCAGACUGGGAAGUCCUUUUCUUGCUAGCUCAGCUCUAGCCAGCCCCCUGCCCUCUACACUGCUGGCUCCUAAGGAUCUAGAGCCAGGACUCUCUAGAGCCAGGGGCUCCAGGCCUCCCCAAGGCUGAGGCCAGGCUGCAGGGUGUGCUGGUAAGGGAAACCCAAGGCCUCGACGCGGCCCACCCUGCAUGGCAGUACUAUCUUCCCCGGGGGGGAGGGGGGUUGCUGUGCUCUUUUGGAUCAUGUGGCCCCUGAGCCCCGACUCACUUGCUUCCACUCAGCUUGAUUCCUGAACCAUGUUGAUGGUUGUAUAACAGUAACAUACAAGGUGAUUAAUUAAUAAAGCAGAAAUUUGUCGGUG